AUGUCUCCUUCUACCUCAAUCACUGUCAUUUACUCCCCUUACCACCUCGGCGCCCGCGACGUCGCCGUCGGUGGUGGACCAACCGCUCUGCUCAAGGCCGGCUUCAUCGAUGCCAUUCGCAAGCAGGGCGUCAAGGUCAGCGAGAUUGAACUCGAACCCGUUGAUGGGUACGAGGGCGAGAUUGGUCGUCUCUUUGAGCUCCUCCGCCGCACUUCAAAGACCGUCACGCAGGUCAUCCAAGAUGGCUCAUUCCCCGUCAUCCUCGCCGGAAACUGUUCCACCACUGCUGGCGUCCAGGCUGGUGUAAAUGCCGCCCGCGGCGCUGUGCCAAGCUGCGUCUGGUUCGACGCUCACGAUGACUUCAACACGCCUGACGUGCUGGCCAGCGGGUAUCUCGACUCCAUGCCCGUGGCCAUGCUGGCGGGUCUCUGCUGGAAGACACUCCUUGCUAGCAUCCCCAACUUUAAACCUCUGGACCUCAAGAAGGAUUUUGUACACUGUGGCAUGCGCGAUGUUACAGAGCUUGAGCGUUCGCGUGUUAUCGAGGCCGGUUUCCCCGUUAUCUGGGGCAACGUGGACAAGCACGUCGAAUUCGAAGCCGAGCUGCUCAAGACUCUUCAGGAAAAGUCCCUCGGAGAGACAAUGGUCCACUUGGACCUCGACAGCCUCGAUACUUCUGUUGGAAACGUCAACAAGUUCUCUGCACCUGGUGGUUUAUUGGAGGGUGAUCUCGAGGGAUGCAUGAGCAUGAUCCCGAGGCAGACAAAGCCCGUGUCGCUGACGGUUGCGUCGUUUGACCCUUCGUUUGAUGAGGAUGGGAAGAUUCCGCCUGUGGCCAUCAAGGGAGCUGUUGCUUUUGUCAAGAGUCUGAUUUCGGAGGGUGUUUUGGAGAGCUCUCAGUAG
Messenger RNA from Fusarium keratoplasticum, 903 nucleotides. RefSeq lists its product as uncharacterized. The coding region runs from base 1 to 903 and encodes 300 amino acids. The record is from RefSeq and is a predicted model, not a curated record. Gene Ontology annotation, molecular function: manganese ion binding; arginase activity. Lineage: Eukaryota; Fungi; Ascomycota; Sordariomycetes; Hypocreales; Nectriaceae. Gene Ontology annotation, cellular component: nucleus; cytoplasm; cytosol. The transcript has a single exon.